Plodia interpunctella (Indianmeal moth) is the source of this 629-nucleotide messenger RNA. RefSeq lists its product as uncharacterized. Lineage: Eukaryota; Metazoa; Arthropoda; Insecta; Lepidoptera; Pyralidae. The transcript has 4 exons. The coding region runs from base 108 to 629 and encodes 173 amino acids. The record is from RefSeq and is a predicted model, not a curated record.
UAGCCUAUAAAAUGCACAAACAAUUAACCAUAGUUAAUAAAAAUCAACCAACCGCUUAAUCGUCUUAAUAAUGUCUUGUUCAGCUUUAAUGUUUUUAAAAAUGUUGCAUGAUGAAAUAUAUUAGCGUUGCUGUGGGUAUUUUGGUUCUGUGUAUUCCUCAUUAUUGUUCCGAUAAUGAAGACGAAUCAAAAUUGUCAAGAUACGAGUUGAAAGUAAAAAGAUUUAGCAAAUAUCAGUGUUACAAACUCGAGCAUUGCAAUAAGCAAGUUAAUGUGCACAAAGUCUGCGGCAGAGAUGUGAUUACGAAGAAUGCGAGAAUGUUCGAGAACUUGUGCAUGCUGUAUAAAUAUAACUGCGAAAAUAAAUCGUGGUAUUUUCUUUAUAAUAUAACAAAAUGCGAUAGUAAGGAAUCAUUUAUUAAUUUCCAUAAGAAUUCUUCGUUUUGGCAAAGUGAACUUGAUUUUGAAAUACCUGGAUUAGACUUGCCGGGCGGAGACGAAAAGAAAAACAGUAUGAAUUGGCCGGGCGGAGACGGAAAAAAUAAGAUGACAAAUUCCGAAAAACCAGCAGAUGCUGACAAUAGUAAAGAAAAGUUUUUCCAACUCAUUCCCGGACUAGCAAUGGAAUGA